CCGGGCACGCCCGACUUUGCCUAACAUUUUCCUUUUCCAAAGAAAGACCAGAGAAGAAGAAGGCGUGACGACCGCUGAAUGUGCAAGGCCACGGCUGGUCUGGUCACUCGCCACUCCACGGCCUAACAAAUCUUAUAUAUUCGCUCUUCUGCCCUUCCCACUACUCCCCGUCGACUUGAUUCGCCGGCGCCGACGAGCAACCCCGACUUGACUCUGACCACACCACCACGCCAACACCUUUCCCUCACAACUCCACAGUCCACGCGCACACAAGCAAAGAAUCCUCUCCUAACACCGGCACCGGCAAAGCCAAGAUGAGCCGGCGCCACCUCGUCCUCCUCCCCUGCCUCCUCCUCCUCCUGGCCGCCGGCGUCGCGUCGGCGUCGAGCCCCCCGAAGGUGAGCCCGGCGGAGGCGACGGGCUUCGUGCGCCGGUGCUGCCGGGCCACGAGCUACCCGCGCGCGUGCGAGCGGAGCCUGGUGCCGCGCGCGCCCGCGGUGGGCCUCAGCCCGCGCCGGCUCGCGCAGGCGGCGCUCGCGGCCGCCGCCGACGCCGCGCGCAACUGCUCCGCCUACAUCGGCUCCCCCUCCUCCUCCUCCUACGCGUCGUCCAAGGGGAAGGGCAAGGGCGGCGGCGCCAUGGGGGACUGCGCGGAGACGGUGCGCGACGCGGCGGACCUGCUGAAGCAGUCGGCGGCGGAGCUGGGCGGGCGGGUGGGGCGCGCCUCGUCCCCGCGCUUCGCGUGGUGCCUCAGCAACGUGCAGACCUGGGCCAGCGCCGCGCUCACCGACGCCGAGACAUGCCUCGACUCCCUCGCCGCCUCCGCCGGCGCCGGCGCGCCCCGGGAGGAUGUGAGGCGCCGCGUCGUCGCCGUCGAGCAGGCCGCCGGCGUCGCCCUCGCGCUCGUCAACCGCCUCCAGCCCGCGCGCCGCCCCGCCGCCGCCGUCCACCAGUAGCCGGCCAGCUCACUCGCCGGCUCCCUCAUCCAUUCCCCUUCGCCGGCAGCCGCUGCCGCCGCAUAUGUAAUGUACGGAUCAAUUACUGCCGGUAAAACGAUUUCGUCACCAUCAUCAUCGAUUCAUCAUCGUUGAUCGCAUUGUUUUCUUUUGCCGCCGACGUGAAUGAUUAACGAAGUUGCCGGUUUCGUCGGCGCCUGGA
This is a messenger RNA of Aegilops tauschii subsp. strangulata, 1158 nucleotides long. RefSeq names its product 21 kDa protein. Gene Ontology annotation, molecular function: enzyme inhibitor activity. Gene Ontology annotation, biological process: negative regulation of catalytic activity. NCBI's taxonomy places the organism in Eukaryota, Viridiplantae, Streptophyta, Magnoliopsida, Poales, Poaceae. The record is from RefSeq and is a predicted model, not a curated record.